This is a messenger RNA of Perca fluviatilis (European perch), 4607 nucleotides long. RefSeq lists its product as uncharacterized. The transcript has 9 exons. Bases 370 to 2442 code for a protein of 690 amino acids. Gene Ontology annotation, cellular component: aryl hydrocarbon receptor complex; nucleus. Gene Ontology annotation, biological process: regulation of transcription by RNA polymerase II. Gene Ontology annotation, molecular function: protein dimerization activity; nuclear receptor activity; transcription cis-regulatory region binding. Lineage: Eukaryota; Metazoa; Chordata; Actinopteri; Perciformes; Percidae. The record is from RefSeq and is a predicted model, not a curated record.
CUGUGUGUGCGCUUGCGCUGUUUGUGAGGCAGAGAGUUGCGUGCGAAGGGCUCGACAUGUCAUUCAGAGGAAUCCGCCACCUGAAACGCGAGGAAGUGAAGGCGACUCAAUUGGGUAUAAAGCAUCAGCCAACAUCUGCCCCGAGCAGUGCAAAGCUGAUGAAAACAUCAGAUCGGAGCUCACACAGGACCUCUACGAUUUAUUUGAUUUCCCUUGGAUCAUUUGGCAUUACCGAGUCGGUGCACCCAGAGAGAAGCAUCACUUUGCUGCACUUUAAGUGAAUGUGUCUCCACAGCCAUCACUAUACUGGAAUUAACUGAUACCCCCAGGGAUUUUGGCGCACCUGUUACCUCCACAGAGCGCGAAAUCAUGAUCCCUCCGGGAGACUGCAUGUAUGCGGGCAGAAAGAGGAGGAAGCCCGUCCAAAAACAGAAGCCGUCUGCUGCCAAUGAGAAAACCAACCCGUCCAAGCGGCACAGAGACAGGCUGAAUGCUGAGCUGGACCGGCUGGCCAGCCUGCUGCCGUUCCCCGCGGAUGUCAUCUCCAAGCUGGACAAGCUGUCCGUGCUGCGCCUUGCAGUUUCCUACCUCCGCGUCAAGAGCUUCUUCCAAGCAAACAAUGAGAAGCCCUCCAGGAAGCACGGCAUCAGCACAGCAUCCUCUAACCCUGAACCCCGGAAAGAGAGCAUUCCCCUGGGCACCACCGUCAAUGAAAGCAGCCUCCUGCUGGAAUCUCUUACAGGCUUUGCCUUGGUGGUGAGCAGUGAUGGCAUGGUUUUUUAUGCCUCUUCAACCAUUGUGGACUAUCUUGGUUUUCAUCAGACUGACGUGAUGCACCAGAAUGUGUUUGACUACAUCCACAUAGACGACCGUCAGGAGUUCAGACGGCAGCUCCACUGGGCCAUGUGUCCCCCACAGGGGAUGUCAGCACACCAGGACAGCCAGUUAGCUGCAGGGACUGGUGAGGACUUUGUAGUGAGCAGCCUGUUCCAUUCUGCGGAGGGAGGGGGAAUUCCUCCUGAGCUCUCCUGCUUUCUCAACAGAUGUUUCAUUGCCAGAGUCCGAUGCCUCUUGGACAGCACCUCUGGAUUCUUGACUAUGCAGUUCCAGGGUCGGUUGAAGUUCCUCCACGGUCAGAAAAAGAAGUCAGCCUCCGGGGCUCUGUUGCCUCCCCAGAUGGCUCUAUUCUGCAUAGGUGUACCCCUCCUACUGCCCUCCAUCACUGAGAUGAAAAUGAAGAACAUGUUAAUGCGGGGAAAGAACAAGGGAGGAGGUGGAGGGAUUAUCUCUGCACUGGAGCAUGAUGAGCGAGGGGAACACCUCCGGAGGCAUUCCUUCAGUGGAGGAAUGGGGGACAUUGCCGACCCUCUCCUCCUCUCCUGUCCCACUCCUGGGGCUACCCAGCGGGGUCACCACACUCCCUGGACCCCGCUCUCCAAAUACAACCUCAAGUACCGCCCUGAGGGUUUCUACAACCAGGAGGAGCCCCUCAACUACUGCAAGUCCACUGUGGAUCCCCAUAAAGGUGUCAGCCCAGGCCUGGGCGGCGGCUGGCCUCUGCGGCCAAACUCAGGUCCCCUGAGAGCAGGCCAGGGUGUUGGCUAUAUCCCCUCCAACCGCAUGAACAAAGCCGGCCAGUAUGGGAAGCCAUACCGCCUUUCCCCCAACUGCCACAGCGGCAGAGGUAACGAGGUGUUUGUCUCUAAGCUCUACGGGAACGUCCAGAUUCCCACAGACCCAGAUGCCUACUGUGUGGACCUGGUGAAGAACGAGAACGGCUACGGCGAAUGCUACGAUGGCCAUCUGAUGCCUGAGAUGCCACCCAUCAAGGUAGAGCAAGACUCGGACUCUGAGAACGGCUGCGAUGUCUACGGGCGACCCUGGGCUUGCCGCGACCCAGAUGCCAUCGACCGCCGCUAUGGUAACGGGGUAUACGACCAGAGCUCAGGCCUCCAUCUCAAAUCAGAGGGAGAUUAUUAUGACCCGCAGUACUCGCCCUGUCAGCGAGGGAAAGCAGGAAUCAGCCCGCCGUACAACAACGGCAACUAUCAGAACUAUGCAGUCAACAACAACGGGAACACAACCGGCCGUCUCUUAAAAGGCGACAAAGACUUGGGCAGUAACAAUGACAACAGCCAGUUUAGCCCUCAGAGACUCUCUCACUCAGACUCUCUAUGCAGCAACCAAUCAGUCAACCUCAUGGACUAUUCACAAGACCCUCACAAGGCCUACAUGCACCAGGACUACAACAAGCACAACACUUAUGAGUUCAAAGGGCACAGUCUGGUUCACUCGAUCAAGCGGGAGCCCAUGGACUCCCCCCCGUGGUCUGAGAGCGCUCAUGACAUGAGCCAGUCCAUGAUGGUUGGUCCACGGAACGUUAUGCCAUGUGUUAUGAGCACAGGGCACCACAAGUCUAGUCCCUACAUUUAUUUGCCAUAAAAGUGAUUAGUGCAAACACAGAAGAUAAUUUCAUGCACACAUGCAUGUGUACGCACACACACACACACACACACACACACACACACACACACACACACACACACACACACACUCACACACACAAAGUGACAUGCACCAGCAUUACAAAAGGAUUCCCAGGAUGUCAACAUUUAGCAUGACUUCUUCUAUUUGAUGAAGGAGUCACAAACAAGGCUCAGGUUCUAGUGUUAGCGUUGUGACAAUCAAAUAUAAUACUUUGAAUCCAGUUUAUAGAUAGAUGAUUUUGUUUUUAAGGAAUACAUUUUGUAGUUGGUUCCUAGCACUUUUGGAUUUAGUGACAAUGAGACGAAUUACGUCUAGAAACACAAUUUUAUUUUGUUUUAUGUGUUAUGUACACCUGGCUUUUGUGGGAGGAACAAAGAUUUUGCUGUAAAAAGACUUAUUUUUUUGGUAAAACGUUGUACACAGGAGCUGACUUACACCCACUGCUGGGCUUAUCAAAGGAGAUGGUUAAUAAGGAGUCCAUGAAAACAACUUAAGGAUAAUCUGCCUUGAUGGUGGUUUUGCGUGUUUAAGUGCUUUAACUAUGAAUCGUCUACCUUUUUCUUUACUUGCCCCCAGUGAUGUAUGAAUGGGAUCUACUGGUUUCUAUGCAAUUUAGACUUGUACUAAAUCAACUUUAAUGAGACUUGAAACUGAAUCAAUUGAAGUAAAAAAAAAAAAAGUUGGGUCAAAUUUACAUAAUUGUUGCCAGAUAAUACGUUUGCAACCAGGGUCUGUUUUGAAAACACUCAUUAUUCCGGCAUUCAACAACUCUGACAUCUAUUGGCAGCUGCAGAAUUUUUUUAAUGUUUUUAAUGUGUGACACAACCAAAUUCACAUUAUCUUUUCCACAACAGCUUUGCUUACUCAAAGUGUGUCCUGAAUUGGAUUUUCCAAGAGCAUAGUGUACAAUGCAAUGCUUUUGUCAGAACACCAAGGAUGACAGUUUAAAAAAGAAAAAAGAAAAAAAGGUUUCUCCUUGGAAAUGAAGAAUCCUUUUGAAAAAAUGUGUAGUUAAUGGACCAAAACAUGUAAAACUAUUGGCCAAAGUAUAAGUAUAUUCACUACAUCUGUUUAUUAAACUAGAAACUGAUAACACAUGAAGGCAUACAUAGUAAGGGCGGGGCACAGGAAGUAGGGAAACCCUACCACCACAUGUGGUUCAAGCAUGUGCUCCUUGGCUCUCACCUCCUUGUGGCAGAAAUAAAAGAUCACACUAGAAUUGCCCUUUAAAUUGCAGAACCUAAGAUGAACUUGGACCUAAGAAAGAUGGUCUGCGCCGGUUAAAUGACGAUGUUAAUUAUCAGUUGAAGGUUUGUUGGACAAGGGAGAAGUGUUUGUUUGAAUUGAAGGAAAAUAUUGUUGACAGUUUUGAUGUUCUUGCAAUGCGCACAAUCAUUUUAUCAUUUUAAGUAAUGCAAGUCCUGUUGAACAUACAAAUAAUUGAUUGAUUUAUGUAAUUUUAUAUCAAAGCUAAUGUUGUACAGUUUAGAUUAGUGUUUAGGCAAAAUCGGCAUUUCAACUCGAUACAGCCUAUCUCACUGCAGAUACGACACAUUUCCUUUCAAAUGAAUAUACACUUUUCGUGUUGUCUUUUGAGUCCGAAAACAUCAGACAUUGUCUUCACAAUCAAUAUGUUUGCACAAAUGCAUUAAAAGCACCACAUUUGAUUCAAUGUUAGAGUCUCAGUUCUGUGGAGCUACUGUUGUAGUUUCUAAAUUGCACUACUGGGAGUAGUUCAGUUGAAGUUCAGCCUACCCAGACAGGUUUUUUAAGUCAACACGCACAACUGUACAUGGUGUCACUGUUAUGACUUUGUCUUUUUCUCUUAGUGUGUGUUCAUUUCAAUAAAUGUAUGAUCAUUCGUAUUUAUUGUAAGAGGCAAAAGUGUAUAAUUUAAAAACUAGUUUUGAAGGCUUUUCUGUUUCAUUAAGGUAAAUAAAUAUGGCUUAUUUUCUUGCUAUCUUUUUGAUAAUUGUUAAAAAGACUGUCAUACUUGUCUCAUGGAGGAGGUAGCUGCAAGGUAGCGAACACAGUGUACAUAUGCAGUGUCUUCCAAUGUUUCUACGUGUUUUUUUUGCAAAUGGGACUUAUGUAUUAAAAUACUUUUCUUUAAAUGGAAA